Messenger RNA from Solenopsis invicta (red fire ant), 1973 nucleotides. RefSeq names its product major royal jelly protein 1. The record is from RefSeq and is a predicted model, not a curated record. Gene Ontology annotation, cellular component: extracellular region. Bases 1 to 1182 code for a protein of 393 amino acids. The transcript has 7 exons. NCBI's taxonomy places the organism in Eukaryota, Metazoa, Arthropoda, Insecta, Hymenoptera, Formicidae.
AUGAAACAUUUCUUGCUUAUUAUACCAAUUCUAUUGAUGGCAACUAUGAGUUUCUGUGCCAAAAUGCAUCUGGAGCAUGAAUGGAAAUAUUAUGAGCUUCUUUGGGAAAGUCCGCAGCACAAAGAGGAAGCGAUAAAGUCCGGCAAAUACAACGUUAGCGCAGCCUUUUUUUACGAUGUAGAUAAAGCAGAUGACGGUAGAAUAUUUAUUACUGCGGUGAGAGACGAGGGUGUACCGGUUGGUUUAUUGACAGUAACCGAGAAACGAGGAGAGAGUGGUCCACUUUUGCGUCCCUAUCCCGAUUGGUCUUGGUAUAAAGAUGAUUGCAAGGGUAUUACAGGUGGCGUUUACAAUAUAGAAAUUAAAUGCAAUCAUCUGUUCCUUGUGGAUGAUGGUAGAAUUGGAUUUGAGCGAGUAUGUACACCGCGACUAAUGAUCUUCGAUUUAUCAACUAACAAAUUGGUUAAACGUGUUAUUAUCCCAUUUGAAAUUGCGUAUAACAAAACUACCUAUGGAUUGUUAUCUUCAGUUGCCGUUUUGGCUUCACAUUGCCAAAAUAUAAAGGAUGAAGCAGUUGUAUUCAUGGCAGACGUGGAAGGUGCUGGUUUAAUAGUAUAUAACGGACGUACUUCUAAGAUGUGUAGAGUCGAAUCUGAUCUUAUGAAAAUGCCGCCUGACCCUACUUUCGAACUAACAAACGAGACUUAUCUUUUGGCGGACACUAUCCAUGGUUUGGCAAUUAUUGAUACAGAUUUAUAUUAUGCUCGUUUGUCUGGAAACGCAAUACACAAGGUAGAUUUUCAGAAGCUAAUAGAAUGCUCACCACAAGACAUUAAUCAAGCUAAUAAAGAAACUCAAUCGCAACUAAUAAAAGGUCCGACAACAAUGUUAGCGUCUGACAGAUGUGCGCUAUUUUUUACGGAUAUAACAAAGACAUCUAUUAUGUGUAUAGACGCUAAGAAAUUUAACACCAUAAAGGAGGAAGUUAUUGUAUAUGAUCCAAAAUUGGAAUUUGCAAGUGGGCUGAAGGUCAGACAUGGUGAAUUAUUGGUUUUAACAAACCGAUAUCAUAUACAUUUAGUUGAUAAAUUAAAUUUAAACGAAAUAAACUUCCGUUUUCUUUCAAUACCUAUUACGGAGAUACAAAAGAACACAAAUUGCUAUUCUUCUUGCAAGAAUUAAGUUAUGUAGCAGGAAAUUCUACACAUCUGUAGAACCUUUUAAAUAUAUUUCAAAUCUACUUUAGAAUAAUUAUAAUUUGAGAAUAAAUUUUCUUAAAAUUUCUGUAAACACAGUACGUGAUAUAAUUAUUAAGAUAAAUAUAAAUAAAUAUGUUAUAAACAUUGAAUGUUUUAUAAUAAUCAAAUAAAAUAAUUAAGCACAGAAUCUAACAGUUGAGCUGCAAGAACGAAUCUUGUAAAGAUAAUAUCCACCCAAUUCGGCUUAAUAUUAUAUUAAUUUUGUUACUAAUAUAACAAUCAUAAUCCUAUAACAUUUGAACUUUCACUAAUAUUUUAAUAUAAAGAAUUAAAAAUAAGGAAAUUUAAAUAAAAGAAGAAAUAGUUAAAUAUGAAUUUAUGUAGUUAUAAAUCUCAUUAUGUAAAACAUUUUUUCUUCGCAUUAUCAUCAAAAUACGAUAGAGAUGGUAGUAUUAACAUCUACGAAAAAGGAGUUUACUACGAAAUCUCUAUAGAUAUCCUCGUCUUUUGAAAUAGAUAUAGAUAUUUACCUGUCCGUCUGCGUACGAUUUAUUUAUGCUGAUUGUUUCAUGCUCGACGGCACUGUCUCGAGCACGAUUUUAUUUAGCAACGAUUUUACUCUUAAUGUUGAGCUUAAAGUAUCUACAUCGACAAAUAAAAAUUACGAGCGUUUUCGCGCUUAAUUUAUCUUAGCGUAUAUUCGCAACAAAACAAUAAAAGUUCAGACUUGUAUAUAUAUAUCUCAUAGUCUGUUCGAAAAUGGAUUUGGUUACU